GGCUGCCAUGAUUAGAGACACCGAGGACCGGGCAGGCUGUGGGACUGGUGGCGGGGCUGAUGCUCACACAGCUGCCUCCUGCCUGAGUGCUGGGGAGUCUCUGGGAUAAUCUGCAGGCCAGGACUGCCCUUGGAGCAGCCUCUGCCCAAAGCGACAGCGUCUCCACUGUCCCCAGCGUCUCCACCCCGGCAUCUCCAGAGUUGCCCCCUGUCCCGAGCCGGGGUCCAGCCGCCAUGACGGACACGCCAGUGGAAGAAUCCCUCUUCCAGCUCAUUCACUGCUACCACCAGUACGCGGCCCGGGAGGGGGACGUGGAGACCUUGUCACUGGAAGAGCUGAAGGCCCUGCUCAUGGACAGUGUGCCCCGUUUCAUGGGGAGCUUGGGCCGGAAGGAGCCAUACUUCAUUGCUGAGCUGUUCCGGGCCGCCGACAAGAAUAAGGACAACCAGAUCUGCUUUGACGAGUUCCUCUACAUCGUGGGCAGGCUGCUGAGGGACUACCACCUGCAGUACCACCGGCAGCUGUGUGCCCACUACUGUGCCCAGCACAACCUCUACUAGAGGGAACGUGGGCAGCCUCCCCGCGGGGGCCGACGGUGGCGGGUGGCGGAGGGGAGCUCUGCCAUGUGUGUCUGCCCGAUGGGUGUGCGCACGCAUGUGCGUGUCUGUGGGAAGGACAGA
Molecule: messenger RNA, 680 nt
Organism: Rhinolophus ferrumequinum (greater horseshoe bat)
Lineage: Eukaryota; Metazoa; Chordata; Mammalia; Chiroptera; Rhinolophidae
Product: protein S100-A15A
Exons: 3
Coding region: 234-560 (108 amino acids)
Cellular component (GO): cytoplasm
Molecular function (GO): transition metal ion binding; calcium ion binding
Source: RefSeq, a predicted model, not a curated record